AAACGUCAUGCGGUUUAGAAAUGAUAAGUACCAAAUUAUGCGAGAAUAAAUAAUCAAAUUCUCUACAAUAUCAAUGAAAAGCAUAUUUAAAUUCAAUGUCUCACGUUUAUUACAACGAGUUAUGGCUUAUCACGAGAAGCGACCUAGAAAAGCUGUUAGAACUCGAAAGAGGAUUGCAAGAAAGCGCACCAUUAAAAAAAAAAGCUGCUUUAAAUUCAGCGUUAUCUGUGUAUCUGAGAUAUCGCAAUAUUGUAAAAAGACUCAUCAUGUGUUACGAUCAAAUGAUUCAGACGCAGAAACGGGAAUUAAUUAAGAAAAUGUUAGAUUGUGCCAUCGGACGUAUGCUAGAAUAUAAAAAGAAAAUUGUGGAGCUAGAUUAUACAGAUUAUCAAUGGCCUGACGAUAUUUUGAAUCAAAUGAAAUUCACGCCAGAUGAUAUUGAGUUAUUUGCAUCAGUGUCUGGCCGAGAACGUGUAGAGGAACGCAGAAAGUUUAUUCAAGAGUUGAUGGAGAGUGUUCACAAAGUACCACAGACGAGAGAACACCGUCUUUCACAGAUACAAAUUGAGAGUACGCCCGAGAUGGAAGAUGAGACAUUGAAGACACGCGCUGCUCGACGAAGAAUGCGGAUCACACCACCAUCAAAGAUAGAGUUAAUCCAGGAAUCGCCAUUGGAAAAAGCCGCCCGAGAAGCGAAACUUGCUGCUGAAAAAACUAUGCGUAACGCAAUGUUAUUGGUGCAGAGUCAUGAGAGAGCCAGAAAGGGACGCUCCUACGGUGCAGAUGUGAAACGUAUAUACGAUUACAAUAAAAAAGUGAGAUCCGGAGAAAUAAUACCGAAAAAAAUAGAUCGUAUCAAAUAUAUUCGAUCAGCGAUAACGAUACAACGUGCGUGGCGACGUUAUGCUUCUAGAAAAGCUAUGGGAAAACGAAUUGCACGUCUCGAAGAAGCUUUGGAUAUGACAAGCUGGCGAUGCAACAAGACAAUCGCGAAAGAUGAUGACAAUUUUCAGCGACGACGUGCUCUGAUGCCUGUGUUUGAUGCACGCACGGAGAAGGCAAUCAAUGACGAACGCACAAAGCUCUUGAAAAUCAGAGGUCCUGGAUUAAUGGAGGACAUCACUGACGAAAUUCACGAGUGGUUCGUUGUUUGGUACAACGCACUAGGACAUUACGACGUAUUUCCAGCUGCAGAUUUAGGUGGCAGCGUACUGAUCGUGACCGGGCAGACCUUAACACCGCAAGAAUAUUUGAUGGAAAAAUUGGAAAAAGAGAAAAAAGCCAAAGAAAGAAGGGCUGAGAGAAUGGGACCAGUUCCCAAAGUUGAACCUAUCAAGGACGAAGUUUCCGAUGUGAAAAUGCCGCAAACAAAUACUUUGUCCUGCUUAGAGGAAACAAACAUCGAUUUUAUUCGAAAUUGGAGCUUUCGUGACCAAAAAUAUUUAGAACGAGAAUAUUUGGAUCUAAUUACUGAGAAACUUUGUUAUGAGUUGCAGCUCGAAAUGAGGGAGAUAGUAGAUGAAUUGAUGAGGGCCGAACUGGAAUUAUUAAAUAAGGCGUUAUUGAAGGAUCAUGCACGUGAUAAGGAGAAAUUCGUGAUUCCAACAAUAGAUACAAAAAGAAUAUAUAUAAUUGACAAAACUGAAACGAAAAGAAAGAAAGAUAUCUUGGAGGAUGUAGCCAUCGAGGAUCUCUUUAACGAGCUUCUACAAGCUAAAAUCAUUAGAAACUACCAAACUAUUUUUUUACGUGAUUGGUUUGGUGAUCUGUCCUAUCAAAAUUACGAGGCACGUCGCGAACUCCGGGAUUAUAAGCAUCGACUCGGAGAAGUAAAGCAGCUCGUAUUAGAGUAUUGUGUAUUGCCUUUAAUUUCCAAGGAGACACAUCAACUUGCACCGCUCGUCCGUUCUGUGUGCAUCUAUGGAUUAUCAGGGGCCGGAAAGACUUCGCUUGCGAAUGCCAUCUGCUCAGAGAUCGGCGCGUUACUUUUCGACGUAUCAGCACCUGUUUUAGUUAAUAAAUAUGUAGGCAAGGCAAAACAACAAAGACUCAUCGAUAUAAUCUCUAAAGUGGCCCGUUUUUACGCACCUUCCAUCAUAUUUCUCGAUGCUGGCGAAAAACCCUGGUUGAAAAAAAUUCCACCAGAGGAAAGGUAUCUUCAACCCAAGCGAUUCACCAAAUAUUUUGUUAAACUAAUAAAAGACAUUAAGCCAGGCGAUCAGAUACUAUUUCUUUCACUGUCCGAAGAACCUCAUAAGGCGACAGCCGCUUUCAUUAAAUUCUACGAUAAAUUUAUAAGGGUACCCACUACCGACUACAACACACUUUACAUGUACUAUAAGAAUCUACUAAUGAAAUAUCAUGGCGUUGAUCGCGAUAUCGAUGUCUCUUGUUUGGCCAAACUGUCCAUUGGAGUUCCUCUGGAUUUUAUCCGACAAGCCGUGGAGAAGGUGCUGUCGCUACGUCGAAGAAUUACUCUUAAAUCCAAUCCAUUAAAUCCGAUGGAAAUUAUGGACGAGAUAUUAAAGUAUCAACAUCCUACGUUGGAGAUGAUAGAGAGUCUUGAUAAAUUUGAAGGAAGCACUCCACUUGGCAGAAAAAGAGCCAAUGUUUCGUAAAACGAAAAUUCGCGAAAAGAUGAUGAGUUUGUUUCCGAACAUAAAUAUAUAUAUUAUAUCUAUCACAGAAGUUUCGCUCUUGCAUAAAAAAUGCAUUAUUAUAUUGCAAAAAUUCUUGCAUUGCAUGCCCAUCUAAUAGCCCGCAGGAUGUAAAAUAUAAAAAGAAAGACAGAUAUACAUAUCCUAAGAUGCAUAUCCUACGACGGAAAUGGUGGACUGCAUUUUAG
Messenger RNA from Cyphomyrmex costatus, 2845 nucleotides. RefSeq names its product IQ and AAA domain-containing protein 1-like. NCBI's taxonomy places the organism in Eukaryota, Metazoa, Arthropoda, Insecta, Hymenoptera, Formicidae. Gene Ontology annotation, molecular function: ATP hydrolysis activity; ATP binding. Bases 96 to 2618 code for a protein of 840 amino acids. The record is from RefSeq and is a predicted model, not a curated record. The transcript has 10 exons.